AUGGCACUUGCGCAUAAACCAGUUGCAGGUGGCAGCGUUGUGAAUGCAACCACAUUGGCAAAGUCAUACCUACUCAAGGAGCACAUCUCCACAUCACCCGGAGAGAAAUUCAAGAAGUUUGUUCACAGCAGCAAAGCGGUUCCUGCCCUUGCACCCCAAGAUCCCAAUUUCUACAUUCCAGAAUUCCUGUGUUUUACUCAGCACUUCCAGUACACCAAGAUGGGAGGGCUGGUAAUUCUUUCAGAUCUCCAGGGUGCGUCGCAGUCAAAUCUACAUAUAUAUCUUUAUUUCUGA
Mycena citricolor is the source of this 294-nucleotide messenger RNA. The record is from the annotation of a GenBank genome assembly. NCBI's taxonomy places the organism in Eukaryota, Fungi, Basidiomycota, Agaricomycetes, Agaricales, Mycenaceae.